This is a messenger RNA of Frieseomelitta varia, 479 nucleotides long. Its product is annotated as small integral membrane protein 4. NCBI's taxonomy places the organism in Eukaryota, Metazoa, Arthropoda, Insecta, Hymenoptera, Apidae. The record is from RefSeq and is a predicted model, not a curated record.
GACAAGGAUGAUAAAAUGCAACUGCGCAAUCAGCUCGGUAUUGAAAGUACAAGAUGGCGACAGUCAUAUUGCAGAAGCGGCAGCGUGUGGUGUACUGUAAAAAUGUCGAUCUUACCACAAUUUAACAUAAAGAGGAAGAUACGGAGACUUUUACAUAAAAUGCCUGGGAAAGCGCUAGGAGAAUUCCGAUUUUUACCCAUAUUUUUUGUUAUGGGCGGUCUAUUAGAAUUCGUUAUGAUAAACUGGCAUGUCGGAGAGGUUAACUUUUACAAAACGUAUAAAAGAAGAAGAAUAGAAGAAGCAGUCGAAAAAAGACUGAUGGAAAUAAAUAGAGAAAAUAAUGCCCAAAUAAAUGCCUCUUAGUAAUGCUUUAUACUUUUAUGAAGACUGAUGUAAUUUAUGAAGAUGCAAAAGGUGUAAUUUAUGCAAAAGACAUGUACAAAGUGUAAUAAAUUGUUUCACAAAUGUAUGAACACAAA